Chara braunii is the source of this 1427-nucleotide messenger RNA. Lineage: Eukaryota; Viridiplantae; Streptophyta; Charophyceae; Charales; Characeae. The record is from the annotation of a GenBank genome assembly.
GUCACACACACACACACACACACACACACACACACACACACAGAGAGAGAGAGAGAGAGAGAGAGAGAGAGAGAGAGAGAGAGAGAGAGAGAGAGAGAAGCAUCAUAUUUGCGAUUUCCGUGUGAAGAAGUUCGUUGGAAAGGCAGGCAACUCGUAGAAGUCAAACUUUUUUUGCAGCAGGUCGACGGAGAAGGAAGGAGCUGAGUUCUCUGAAACCGGCGAUUAGCCAUCAAAUGUGUUUGCAUCUCGUCAUCCAUCACUUCUAAUCUACCACCUGUCUCUUAUACACAUCUAGAUGUGUAUAAGAGACAGCAAAGAGAGAGAGAGAGAGAGAGAGAGAGAGAGAGAGAGAGAGAGAGAGAGAGAGAGAGAGAGAGAGAUGGCGAGCGAGGGAGCUGUGGCGGAUCUGAGCGGAGGUGAUGAUACGUGCGCUGCGGAAGCUGUGGGUAGCGACGAGUGUAAGAGCACUGAGGCUGCAGGCGCCGUGACUGUGGAAAACAAGUAUGAAGUGGAGAUCGUGAACAUCGAACGACAAUACACGGUCGGGAUUCGCAAGGUUGUACCUGUUGCGGAAAUUGCGGAGUUCUUCCGUCCGGCAGUAGAAAAUGUCUUGGCCUUUGCUGAGAAGAACAACCUGCCCAAACCGGAAAUGACUUACGGGCGCUACUACAAGUAUGACAAAAAGAUUUUUGACGUUGAGUGCGGAAUCAUUGUCCCAAAGGGUACCAAGGGUCUCGCUGAAGGUCAAGUGUUGUCAAGUCUCAGGAGCGGAGGAGGGGGCAGAUAUGGAAGGAUGCGACAGUCCUCUGAAGACAGCAACAGCCCUCUGAAGACAGCAAGCUACAGUCCGUUCCAAGUCGGAGGAGCGGAGGAGGGGACAAAUAUGGAAGGAUGUGACCAGACUGUUCGGAGAGGGUUUGCAAAAGCUGAAGGUUCUGUUUACAAGAGACGAAGUGUCGCAAGUGGUGAUGUUCGGAUGGUCGUGUCCUCAGGUUAGUUACAGCGGCACUACCUUUCAUGACUGCUCUGGUUUCCAGGGGGUCUGCCUUUUCUAAGUGGGUCUGUUGGAUUGACCAUCUCAUGCAUGGCCACAGUUUUUUUUUUGGUUGUCUUCAGGGGUUGGUUCCAUUUUUCAGCAGCCUGGAGUCGUAGAUGGAGGGGGGGAAGGAAAGAAGGGGGAGAAAGGUUGCUCACUGGCUUUGGGGGUCUGCCUUUUUUUCUAAGUUGGUCUGUUGGAUUGACGAUCUGAUGGCCACAGUUCUUUUUGGUUGUCUUCAGGGGUUGGGUCCCAUUUUUCAGCGGGUCGUGGAAGGAGGGAGGAGAGGAAGGACUUGCGGGGGGGCGGAGAACGAUUGCUCACUGGCUUGUUCAAGCUUUGGAACGCUGAUUCGGAAUCUUUGGACAGGUUUAGCUAGUGCAUAUUGUAC